AUGUCGUCACCGAGCAUUAUACUCUAUAAAAACUUGAUUAAACAUUGUUCACAAUAUGGUUACCUGACAUCCAAAGCUCUCGAUGCUAGAUCGGAAGAUGUCAGUUCUACGUUACCUGAUGUCAGUUCUAUGUUACCUCUCAGCUAUACUUACGGUUUUUUAACAUCAACAUUAUUUUAUAAUUUAAAACAUGAAUGGUUAAAAUCGUUAAUACGUAAUACAUGUGGAUUAUAUAAUAUUUAUUGGUUAGAUCAACAGGCACCAUCAACAUUUGAAUCAAUAAUACAGAAACAAGAAGCGUAUAAAAAAUCUAAAGUCACAACAUAUGCAAUUGCGUGGAGUGAAAAUAAAAUAUCGCAACCACCCUCUGAAAAUUUAUCAUCGCUACUACGUCUAGUGCAACAGGAUCAAUCAAAAGAUGAUUAUUUGAAUUUACGUGGUGUUCAAUUAAAUUCACAAAAAAUUAAUUUACAGCGUUUAACGAAUGAACGUUUACGUUGGUGGAAGAAGUUUUUGAACAAACGAGAGUCGUUAUUACGUGUGUCGGAUAAAUGUCAGUUAUUAAUUAAGUAUAAUGUGGAUAAAAUAAAUGCAAGUUAUUGUUUAGAAUCUUUGAUUACUUCUGACGACGAGAAAUGUAUUGAUUUAUCAUUAAAUAUGAACUAUGCGUUAUCUGUACUUCUCAUUGAUGCUUUUAAAGAUGAUUCUAUACUACAAUUACAUCCGCUAUUAGCACCAUAUCAAGUUGGAAUUCAACUAGAUGAGAUCCAGGAUUCUAAUACAGAUGAUUACAAUGAAUUGCGUGAUUAUUUAGGAAAUAUAUUAACAUCGAAAUAUCAAUUCAGAUUUUUACGAGAUAAUAAUGGUGAUUGGGAUAAACUAGGUGUGCCAUUUGUGAUUAUUUUGAAUUCAGAUUCAUUAAAAAAUGGUCUUUGUACGGUACAAAAUCGCGAUACACGAUUGCGUGAACAAGUGCAUAUUAAACAUCUUCCCAGACACUUGUCUAUUUAUUUCAAAGCAUUAGAUGAUUAUUCAUGA
Didymodactylos carnosus is the source of this 1038-nucleotide messenger RNA. The record is from the annotation of a GenBank genome assembly. Lineage: Eukaryota; Metazoa; Rotifera; Eurotatoria; Philodinida; Philodinidae.